Salarias fasciatus (jewelled blenny) is the source of this 996-nucleotide messenger RNA. RefSeq names its product lysozyme g-like. Gene Ontology annotation, molecular function: lysozyme activity. The transcript is spliced from 5 exons. The record is from RefSeq and is a predicted model, not a curated record. Gene Ontology annotation, cellular component: extracellular region. Bases 77 to 637 code for a protein of 186 amino acids. Lineage: Eukaryota; Metazoa; Chordata; Actinopteri; Blenniiformes; Blenniidae. Gene Ontology annotation, biological process: defense response to Gram-positive bacterium; peptidoglycan catabolic process.
GUUUGUGCUCAACUCUGGACAAAGGAGCAUCAAGAGCUCUUUACUUCAUUUCUCAGGACCGACACAAGACGACAAGAUGAGCUACGGAAGCAUUAUGAGAAUUCCUACUUCUGGAGCCUCCUGGCAAACGGCUCAGCAGGACAACCUGGGCUGCUCAGGUGUGGCUGCUUCAGAGACAAUGGCAGCGACGGAUGCCAACAGAAUGAGGAAGUACAAGUCCAAAAUAGAUAAUGUGGGACGGAGCUGCGGAAUAGACCCUGCUCUCAUCGCAGGCAUCAUCUCCAGAGAGUCCAGAGCUGGAAAUCAACUACAGAAUGGUUGGGGGGAUCAUGGAAAGGCCUGGGGUCUGAUGCAGGUGGAUGUUACUCCAAAUGGAGGAGGACACACACCUCGGGGUGGCUGGGACAGCGAGGAGCAUCUCCGCCAAGCAACUGACAUCCUCGUGUAUUUCAUUGGAAGAAUCCAAGGAAAAUUCCCGAACUGGAGCCGAGAGAUGCAGCUGAAAGGAGGAAUAGCUGCGUACAACAUGGGGGACGGAAACGUUCACGAUCAGAAUGUGGACGCGAACACGACCGGCGGAGACUACUCCAACGACGUUGUUGCCAGAGCUCAGUGGUACAAGAAGCAAGGAUAUUAGUGGCUGCAGACGACUGAAGCAACUGAUGAAGAAAACUCAACACGAGCACGCUCUGUGUUUCCUCAUGCAUUUCAAGAUUCUUUUAAACGUUCAUAUCUGAUGCCUGUGAUGAAUUCGUGGUGAUUUAUAUAAAUGUCAUUGUGCUUGAGUAAAAAUAUGAACUCACAUUUGUUGGUUUGUUUUUCUUGAGUGGCUGAGGAGCUGCACCUCAGAGCAGCAGUCAGCAUUCUCACUCUCACCUGGGUUGGACUGGUUGAAUUACUGGUUGGAGAGUGUUUGGAGGGUUUACUGUGUGGAGUUACUCAUGUUCCCCACCCUGCAGUGUACUAUGUACAGAGAAAUAAAAACAUUACUCUUCC